Truncatella angustata is the source of this 2046-nucleotide messenger RNA. RefSeq lists its product as uncharacterized. The coding region runs from base 1 to 2046 and encodes 681 amino acids. NCBI's taxonomy places the organism in Eukaryota, Fungi, Ascomycota, Sordariomycetes, Amphisphaeriales, Sporocadaceae. Gene Ontology annotation, molecular function: oxidoreductase activity, acting on the CH-CH group of donors. The record is from RefSeq and is a predicted model, not a curated record. The transcript is spliced from 7 exons.
AUGGCUGUCCGCACUCAAGCACGAGGUGGCCAUCCAUUUAGUCCCACAGUAUACCACUGGCUUUCCACCCAUGCCGUCGUGGAUGUGCCCGCUCGCCACCCUUGCGCUUCUAGAUUGCAAGCAAACCGGACUACUCAAAUUAUGGAAGCAGCCAGCGCAACCAGCGGUUUCUUCCAAGAAGUCCCCACGUUGGGCAACCAGUUUCAGGAAGAUCCGAGCAUACAACGAAUUUUAAAAUUAUUUGUGCCACAGCAUAUUCUUAACGAGGAGGGCCCAAAGAUCGAGCGAUUAUGCGAUGAAGCAUUGUCGCCACAGGUUCUGGAAUGGGUAUCGGAUGCCGAGAGAAACCAACCGUAUGUUAGCGGCACCGGAAAAAAUGCCUUCGGCGAGCCAGUAAGCUCGAAACUGGUCAUCACGGAAGGGUGGAGGAAACUCCAAGAACUUGGAUUUGUCAAUGGAUGCUCCGCCAAAGGAUACGAGCAAGGUCUUGCGCAAUACACUCGUGUGAUUCAGUACAUGCGCUCUCUUCUAUGGGAAGGUUCCAGCGCCAACACAUCCUGCCCGCAAGCGAUGCAGGACGGCGCAAGCCGACUUCUCCAACGGCAACUAACAAUCCGAAACCACAAGCUCCAGCCCAUAGAGCGCAAGGUGUUCCAGAAUGCUUUCGGCCAUCUCACUUCUCGUGACCCAGCAAAGGCCUGGACUAGCGGGCAAUGGAUGACCGAACGUCCGGGUGGUAGCGACGUCUCGCGAACCGAGACCGUGGCCACGUAUGCCCCUCUCGCCUCUUCUGGCAGGACGCCGCUUGCGAGUCCCAGCGAGGAUAUCCCGUUAGGACCGUGGAGUAUCUCUGGUUUCAAAUGGUUCUCCAGCGCCACGGACAGUAAUAUGACGAUCCUGCUAGCGCAAACAGCCCCGGAUAAGGGGCUCAGCGCUUUCUACGCGCCGAUGCGGCGUUGGAAUCCGGAUCUGGUAGUGUCUGCCUCAGGAGACAGAGGUGGUAUGGAGCUGAACGGGGUACGGAUAUCGAGGCUCAAGAACAAAAUGGGGACCAAGUCCCUUCCCACUGCCGAAUUGGAGCUGAGCGGCAUGCGCGGCUGGCUGAUUGGGGAAGAAGGAAAGGGGAUCAGGGAAAUAUCGACCAUCCUGACGAUCACACGGCUCCGAUCCGCCAUAGGAGGGCUGGGAUACCUCAGCCGCAGCCUUGCCAUCGCGCGGGCGUUCGCCAAGGUUCGAGAGGUGGGAGCCGGGAAAGGCAUCAGGGUCAGCCUGCGUGACAGCCCGCUGCACAUGCGCACACUGUCCGACAUGACGGUAAGCUACCAUGGUCUGAUGCUGUUGACAUUCUACGGCACUUUUGUCAUGGGUCUCGAAGAGCAUACUCCCUCUUCUUCUUCCCCUCAGGCGUCAUUAUCUGUCAUCACACCACCCCAGAGCCAUAUAACGCCCCUACUCCGCGUCUUGACCCCAGUCGUAAAAGCGUAUGUGUGCAAGAACAGCAUCCAUCUCAUCUACUCCUGCAUGGAAUCCCUCGGCGGCGUCGGGUACCUCGAGAACUCGGAAACCGAACACUUGAACAUCGCGAGGCUCUUCCGUGACGCAUGUGUGCUGAGUAUCUGGGAGGGCACGACGGAUGUACUGAGUACGGAUUUCGUGCGGGCUCUGAAACAUCCACGAGAAGGAAAGGAGAGUCUGGAGGCUCUCGACUGGCUGGUCAGAAGCGCUACGAAAGACAAAAAUGAUAGUAUACUGGCAAGUUGGAAGCAGACAAAGUGGCAGAUCGAAGCGACGAAGCAGGAAGACUUGAUGAGCUCAGCACGAGAUAUUCUAUGGAAAGUUGCCGAGAUCUUAAUUGCAGUGCUAUACCUUAUGGACACAGCGGUGGAUGGAGAUGGUCGCAUGCAGGAAAUGUGCAGGCUAUUCCUUGCCGGCAAGAGUUUCCUUGACACGCCUGCCUUGAAGGCCACCAAAGACGAGUUGGUGUCGAACCAAUCCAUUGUUUUUGGUCAUGCGGGGAGGUCUUCCGGUCGUAAUGCCAAGCUCUGA